Momordica charantia (bitter melon) is the source of this 2508-nucleotide messenger RNA. It is a transcript of the gene APRR2, whose product is annotated as CheY-like two-component responsive regulator family protein. Gene Ontology annotation, molecular function: DNA-binding transcription factor activity; transcription cis-regulatory region binding. The record is from RefSeq and is a predicted model, not a curated record. NCBI's taxonomy places the organism in Eukaryota, Viridiplantae, Streptophyta, Magnoliopsida, Cucurbitales, Cucurbitaceae. Gene Ontology annotation, cellular component: nucleus. Gene Ontology annotation, biological process: positive regulation of DNA-templated transcription; phosphorelay signal transduction system.
GACAUUAUAUAGAAGCUGGGCUGAACUUGCUUGUUGAAAUCCUUCUCUCUCUCGCUCUCGCUGGGAUUGGGUAGAAGAGGGGCUGCUUCAGAAGACCAGAAGCCAUUUCCUCUGUCUCUCUCUCUCUGAAGGGUACUUGUCUAGAUUAUAGAACAGGCAACGAUGAAGUGUCCUUUGAACUAUUUUGGGUUAUGCAGAGAGCUUAUUUGGUGUUGAUAAGCUGUGAUCUACAACGCUUUUUUUCGGUGAUUCGAGAAACGAUGCGAAACGAGCUAUGGUUUGCACCGCUAGUGAUUUACACGGGUGGAAAGAUUUUCCAAAGGGGCUUAGAGUUCUCCUCCUUGAUGGAGACAGCAGUUCUGCUGCUGAGAUAAAAGCAAAGCUGGAGGAAAUGGAGUAUGUUGUUGUGACUUUCUGCAAUGAGAAUGAUGCAUUGUCAGCCAUUUUGAGCAAACCCGAGACAUUUCACGUCGCCAUUGUGGAGGUAGCGACAAGCAGUCACGAUGGGAGUUUUAAGUUUCUUGAAGCUGCUAAGGACUUGCCUACCAUUAUGAUUUCAAGUAUCCAUUGCCUAAGCACGAUGAUGAAGUGCAUAGCGCUUGGUGCAAUCGAAUUCCUUCAGAAACCGCUCUCUGAGGACAAACUGAGGAAUAUAUGGCAGCAUGUUGUUCAUAAGGCAUUCAAUGCAGGCGCGAGCGCCAUCCCAAGUUCUUUAAAGCCUAUCAAAGAAUCUGUUGCCUCCAUGCUCCACCUUGAAUUGGAAAACAGCAAAAACGAUAAUCAAGUCCCAAAAGAGUUAGAAAUCUUCAAUGGGGACGAUAUCGAUGAUCGUGAGCUACUAGAAGGAAGUGAUAAGUAUCCAGCUCCCUCAACUCCUCAGCAAAAGCAUGGAAUGCGACUGGUGGAUGAUGGAGACUGCCAGGAUCAAAUGAACUGCUCGCUCGAGAAAGAGUGCGGGGAGCAAGACGGGGAGUCGUCUAAAUCUGUCGAAACUACUUGUAUCAACACACUUGGUGAAGGUACAUCUCAAGUGGAGAACUCUCAGUUACCUGUUAAUGAAGCAGUUAAAGAGGAAGAGAACUCUGCUGAUGGUUGUCGGGCUGCAAGUAACAUCGAUCACGAAUUACAUGAUCGAGACAGAAUUAGCAGUUCCGAUAAAAACAAGAGCAAGAGCGGUCUUGGUAAUCUGUGCGGGACGAAAGGUAGUAGGAAGAAGCUGAAGGUAGACUGGACGCCCGAAUUACACCGAAAGUUUGUACAGGCAGUGGAACAACUUGGAGUGAAUCAAGCAAUUCCUUCUCGAAUCCUAGAGCUGAUGAAAGUUGAAGGCUUGACAAGGCAUAAUGUAGCAAGCCAUCUUCAGAAGUAUAGGAUGCACAAGAGACAUAUCUUGCCAAAAGAUGAAGAUGGGAGCUGGUCUCAUUCAAAGGAUCCAAUGAGGAAAAACUACUAUCCACAGAGACCUGUGAUGGCCUUCCCCCCUUCCUACCACUCAAAUCAUCCAAUCCCGGUUGCUCCCGUGUACCCGUCGUGGGGUCAUAUGGCUUGCCCCCCUCCAGGCAUCCAGAUGUGGAUCCCACCUGGUUACCCGCCAUGGCAACCGCCAGAAAUUUGGCCGUGGAAGUCGUAUCCUGGGAUGCAUGCUGAUACAUGGGGUUGCCCUGUGACACCAUCUUCUCACAGCCUUCUCUCUUCUCAUCCUCAACAGCAUAUUCCCAGAUUCGAGAAUGCCGAUGCAUUCGAUAAAAGCUACGGCAUUGCAUUGAGUCCUAUCGAUCUUCAACUGGCAGAUGAAGAAAUUGACAAAGUGGUGAAAGAGGCAAUCAGCAAGCCAUGGCUGCCAUUGCCUUUGGGGCUGAAACCACCUUCCACAGAGAGUGUACUGUCUGAGCUCUCCAGACAAGGAAUCUCCACCGUCCCUUCUCACAUCAACGGCUCUAAACCAAUACAAUAACAUCCCAACAAAAACUCAGGUGGGUCCCAUCAUAUUAAAAAAAACAUCAGAAAAUUCUGAUUGGCUGGUGGGCUCUGGCUGAUUUGGACCGUCUGAUUUCCACCAUGUGUAAUAAAGAAAAGACAAGUGGAGCCCAGAAUCAAGAUUGGCACGUGGGGGUGACUCCCUGGUGGGGCUGUGAUCUACUGGUGCUAUCCUUUUUGUAACAGUGAGAUGAUGGACUAAAUGGACGGUGGAGGAAGGGCCACAUGGGUGACUGUGACACCACAAUUUGAGUUGUGGCUGUGAGGAUAGCAGAAAAAGGAGGGGGGAUGGGGUUGGUGAGUGUUGGGAGUAGUGGAGGAUGAAAUAAUUGAAUUCAUUAGAUUUUUUUAGAGAGAGAAAGAAGAGAGAGAGAGAAAAGAUCAGACGGUGGUGAUGUGAGUGAUGGUGAUGGUGAUUUGUGAUGGGGCCAAGAUAGGGUCUUUGUUCAAUAAUGUAAAAUGACUAUGAACUUUUUUUCUAGAAUAAAGUUUUGAUAGAUAGAAAAGUUAGAACUAUCUAUCUUUCUUCAA